Molecule: messenger RNA, 1409 nt
Organism: Coniophora puteana RWD-64-598 SS2
Lineage: Eukaryota; Fungi; Basidiomycota; Agaricomycetes; Boletales; Coniophoraceae
Product: oxidoreductase
Exons: 5
Coding region: 39-1151 (370 amino acids)
Biological process (GO): fatty acid metabolic process; lipid biosynthetic process
Cellular component (GO): endoplasmic reticulum; membrane
Molecular function (GO): fatty acid 2-hydroxylase activity; heme binding; iron ion binding
Source: RefSeq, a predicted model, not a curated record
GCGUCGCGCAGUUUGCACGACUCUUCAUACCGCCCACCAUGUCGCUCGUUAAACGCACCCGCAUCUACGCAACUGAGGAUGUCACCAGCCACAAGACGGAGAACAGCUGCUGGAUCACCUACAAGGGCAAGGUCUACGACGUUACCAAGUUCCUUGCCGACCACCCCGGUGGGGAGGAGUAUAUUCUCAAGCAUGGCGGCCAGGAUGUCGAGAGCGUCAUGAAGGAUUCGGAGGAGCACGACCACUCGGAUGCGGCGUAUCAGAUUCUGCAGGAGUACUGCAUUGGGAAGCUCGGAACGAACGAGUCGAACCUCGAGGGGGAAGACUGGAUUGCCCCUGAUGACUUUGAGCCGGAGGUGACGGACACGGCGGCGGACUUUGAGAAGAAUGAGUUCCUGGACCUCCGCAAGCCCCUGCUUUCGCAGAUGUGGAAUUCCAAUUUCAGUAAAUCAUAUUACCUGAAGCAAGUCCACCAGCCCCGCCACCUUACGGAUUCACCCCGCCUCUUCGGAUGGAGCAUCCUCGAAAUGUGCACCCGGACGGUGUGGUAUGUCGUGCCCUUCAUCUGGCUCCCCGUCGCCGCGAACCUCUUCCUCCGCUCCGCCGUCCAGUUCACGCGCCCCAUUCCCACGUUCCUCCAGAACCCGACUCUCCCCUGGUCCCUCACGUCCGAAGUGACGACUGAUGCGCUGGUCAAGACGGUGAUCUGUUUCUUCCUGGGCAACGUCAUCUGGACGCUCCUGGAGUACGGCAUGCAUCGCUUCCUGUUCCACAUAGAUGAAAUGCUGCCCGACCAUCCUGUGGCUUUGACCCUGCACUUCACUGUCCAUGGUGUUCAUCACUACCUCCCUAUGGACCGGCUGCGGUUGGUGAUGCCCCCGGCGCUGUUCUUCAUCCUGGAGACUCCUUUCACGAGGCUCGCGUACCUCCUUUUCCCGACUGCCAUGGCGAACGGAAUCAUCGCGGGCGCCUUCACGUUCUACGUGCUCUACGACACCAUGCAUUACGCGCUCCACCACACCCAGCUCCCCGCAUAUCUGAAGCACAUGAAGAAGUACCACCUCGCGCACCACUACAAGAACUUCGAGCUCGGCUUUGGUGUUACCAGUAAGAUCUGGGACUACGCCUUCAACACCGUCAUCCCUAUGUGAUUGCAUCUUCGAAUUCACCGAUAUGGCUAAAUGCUUGGAUUUUAUGGCUUCACCAUUAGAACUUGGAUCAGUACAUCCCUUCUCCAUUAGUUGUCGUAAUCUACAGCUCAGUUGUUCCUCGGACUUCACCUACACUAGUUGAGCAGGUCCUGUAAGGGCUCUGGCGUUAUUCACUUCUUCCCACGUUCCAGCUGGUUAUUUAGUAUGAUUUAAAACAUUUGCGGAUAAAGCGAGUGUCUUGCGGGUUCCUUAAACGGU